AUGGCUCUAUAUAUUGGACAAAAUCUAUACACUGUUUCCUUCAACACAAUUACCAUUUUGGAAAUGGGAAAACUAAUUGCAAAAAGUGCAAUUUAUUGUGUUUUUAUUCAUUUCCUACUAGUAGGGAAAGUUGUAAGUCGUCAUUUGCAAUAUAAUGCUGUGGAGUUGGUGUCGGAUGGUGUGAGUGAUGAAUCGAUUCUACGUCUGAAAGGAACCGAUUCUUCUGAAGAGGAGUGUAAGCUGAUGUACGGGUUUUUGCCAUGUUCAACGAAUAUCCCGAGUCAUAUCUUCCUCAUUGUGAUUUAUGAGUACCUGUUAUAUCAUGGUGAAUCCUAUGCUGGUGGUGACGGGAGAAUAUUCCGUGUCCUUGGCAAAAAAAUUUAUGCUUCAAUAUUUUCUCAGCUUCUUGACUCCCUUCCAGAUUCUUUGAUUCUUCUUGCAACUGGACUGUCCUGUAAUCAAGAAAAAGCGCAAGAAUACGUUGUAACAGGUGCAGGGUUGCUAGCUGGAUCAUCAGUAUUACUUCUCACACUUCUUUGGGGAACAUGCUUCAUCUUCAGCAGAAAAGAAUUUACGGGUUUAAAUUCUUCAUAUCCCUUAACAGGGUGGGGUGUUCAUACAGAUGAGGAAACCACUUUUCAUGCGAGAAUUAUGUUCUUUUCACUUAUACCAUUUUUAAUCAUCCUAUUUCCAAGUGUUUUUGGUAUAUCAUAUUCUACUCAAGAACACAAGAUCGUCCUACUGGUGUCACUUUCUGCUUCGGUAGUUUGUUUAAUCUCAUACUUCUGCUAUCAGCGUUCUGAGCAAAGGAUAUGGAAAAGGAGAUUGGAGUAUGCAGAAGUCGAACAAAAAGUCGAAAUGCAUGUACCAUUUUAUGAGGUACAGGCUCUUAUGAUGGACAGAGAAAAACAUUUGAUAAUCAGACAAAAGGAAAUGGAGAAAAAGUUAACUAGUGCUGAAGGUAACGAAGAAAGUACAAUAAUGAGCAAGGGAGAAUUUUAUGAAAUGUUUGAAAACUGGCUUGAUGACACAAAAAAGUUAAUCGAUAAUCCAUAUUCGAUGGAUAAAGAGAAGACGAAAUACAAUCAGGUUGUGGAACUGUUACUAGAAGAAAAGAACAAAUGGAUAAAGCUAAUGUCGCGUAUCAUGAAACGUUCUUCCGGAGUGAAACUUUUUAAACCAGAUGGAACUCUAGAUGAAUCUGCCAUAGAUAGUUUCUUUGAUUACAUCGAUACGGACAAAAAUAAAUAUAUUACACGGAGUGAACUGAAGGGAAACUAUAACGAGAUACUGGUGGAUGACGAAAUAGCGGAUAUCAUAAUGCGACAUUUGGACGUCGAUGGAGAUGGAAAUAUAGAUAAAGCAGAAUUCAGAUUGGGAGUUAAAAAAUGGGUCGCUUCAUGUGACUUACAAAAGCAGUUGCAGGACAACAACCAAGAAACUGACGAGUAUCAUAAAACUGAGGCAAAGGAGAAGACAGAGGAAAUGGUUAAGGCAAUAAUACUAUUGAUAGUUGGAAUCUUAAUGAUAACAUUCUUGGCUGAGCCACUGGUGGAGAGUGUUAGACAAUUUUCAAACGCUGUAAAGAUAGUGCCCUUUUAUGUGUCAUUCAUCUUAGUCCCAUUGGCUACAAACGCUAGAACCGCAAUUGCAGCAAUUAGAGCUGCACGUCAGAAGAGACAUCACACAACAUCUUUAACUUUCUCUGAGAUAUACCACAAGGUUUUCCUGAACAACAUUCUAGGAUUUUCUGUUCUUGUCUCAGUCAUAUAUUUCCGUGGGUUCACGUGGCAUUUUUCAGCAGAGAUUCUAGUUGUGGUCAUUGUUUGCAUGAUAAUGGGACUUAUCGCAAGUUUCACAUCCAAGUUUCCGGACUGGACUUUGCUCAUCGCUUUCCCUCUCUAUCCGUUAUCUAUGGUAGUUGUUUAUUUUGUAAACGAUGCUUUUCAGUUUACUUGAAACUUGAUCGAGUCUGAGAGGCGUCGGGUAUGCUGUACUUUUCACGUCAGUUUCACGCAUUGCACAUUUCCUUCGCAUAAAUCUGUAUUGUUUGAGAAUCUGGAUUGUAAUAAUAUGUCUUGUUAGAAAUAACUCGUUGAUGUGGCCUUACGGAUCA
This is a messenger RNA of Helianthus annuus (common sunflower), 2116 nucleotides long. RefSeq names its product sodium/calcium exchanger NCL1. Lineage: Eukaryota; Viridiplantae; Streptophyta; Magnoliopsida; Asterales; Asteraceae. Gene Ontology annotation, biological process: intracellular calcium ion homeostasis; calcium ion transmembrane transport. The transcript has 8 exons. Gene Ontology annotation, cellular component: membrane. Gene Ontology annotation, molecular function: calcium ion binding; calcium:proton antiporter activity. The record is from RefSeq and is a predicted model, not a curated record. The coding region runs from base 1 to 1959 and encodes 652 amino acids.